Molecule: messenger RNA, 438 nt
Organism: Cynara cardunculus var. scolymus (artichoke)
Lineage: Eukaryota; Viridiplantae; Streptophyta; Magnoliopsida; Asterales; Asteraceae
Product: probable carboxylesterase 18
Exons: 1
Molecular function (GO): hydrolase activity
Source: RefSeq, a predicted model, not a curated record
AUGGAAGCCGCCACCAAAACUCCGGCCUCCCUCUCUUUGCCCUGGAAAACACGAAUCUUACUUUGGGUUCUCUCCGCCGUAACCGAGGCAGCUAGGAGGAAAGACGGCACCGUCAACCGCCGUCUCAUCAAAUUCUUUGACUAUCGGAGCCCCCCCACGUCCAAACCCAGAAACGGUGUCAAGACAUACGACGUCGUUGUGGAUCCCGCUCGCAAGCUCCGGUUUCGCGUCUUUCUCCCAAUUCAGCACGCCGUUGAAGAUCUCCCUCUCAUUGUCUUCUUUCAUGGCGGUGGAUUCGCCUUCCUCUCCCCCGACAUGAAGUUCUACGACGAUGUGUGCCGCCGGUUUGCCAGAAAACUUCCUGCAAUCAUUGUUUCCGUCGACUACCGUCUUGCACCGGAGCACCCGUAUCCUGCGCAACAUGAUGAUUGCUUUGAU